Leptopilina heterotoma is the source of this 799-nucleotide messenger RNA. RefSeq lists its product as uncharacterized. The coding region runs from base 237 to 656 and encodes 139 amino acids. The transcript is spliced from 3 exons. Lineage: Eukaryota; Metazoa; Arthropoda; Insecta; Hymenoptera; Figitidae. The record is from RefSeq and is a predicted model, not a curated record.
UAAAAAUUCACGACUAGUUAAUUUCGCGGUUAACACAUGGAAAUGAAUUUUUCAUGAAUAAAUAAACGAUUCCCCUCUACAUGCGCCUUACACUAAUGUAGCCUAUAAAAACCUUUGCGGUCACUGUAAUAUUUGACCAAUUAUUUUUGAUAAAGCAAAACAAAAUUGAGAGAAAAAUUUUUAAAUUGAAAAAAGUAGGAGAAAUUUUUGUAGAAAAAAAUAUCAAAACAAACAAUAUGAUUGCGAAAAGAAAGUCCAUGAUAUUACCGAUUUUAGCAGUCAUGCUGAUUAUUUAUUUGCAAACAGCACAAGGAGUUUCUUAUUCUUCCGAAGAAGACUCUUCUGAGUCGUCAUCUUCAUCUACAUCUUCUAGUGAUUCAGAAAGUUCUAGUUCAGAAACAGAAGAAUCAUCUGAAAGUAGUUCAAUUACAGAAGAAUCUAAUGAAAAUAGAAAACAAUUUUUUAGAAGAUUUGUUCCAGAACGAUUUCGACGACAACCUUAUCCAAGUGAGAAAUUAGAAGAAUUUCCAUUCGAACUGCAGCCAUCACAGAACGAACCUCAUAAUGGAGGAUAUAAUAUCGUAGGAGAAAUGCAUGACCUAAACCCACUUGGAUCUUUAGUAUCGGUUCAGGAUCAUGACUUGAAUGUAAACUAAACAUAUUUAUAGGCGCUCCCGGAUUAAGUCUAAAACAAGUCUAGUACUGAGUCGACCAAUCUGAGAUUGAGUGCCAGUCUGGGCCAAACUUAGGUUUCCAAAAUUUGUAAAAUAAAGAAAUAAAAUUAUUUAAUUAAUUAUUA